AUGAAUAUUUAGUAAAACUAAUUGUAAGAUCCUCCCCAUAACAGCUCUCAUUAUGGAAAAAUAGAAUAUUGGGAAAAGAGAUAUUAAACAAACACAAAGCCAUUUGAUUGGUACUAGAAUUAUGAUGGUGUCAAAGAUAUUAUUACCUAAUAUAUAAAUAAAAGUACAAGAAUUCUAAAUGUAGGAUGUGGAUCAUCGCUAUUGAGCGAAGAAAUGUACUUUGAAGGGUAUAAAAACAUUACAAAUGUGGACUAUUCCAAUAAUUUAAUAAAGCAUUUAGUUGAAAGAUAUUCUGAGGGUUUUGAAAAUACAUUUAAAUUUGAACACUGUGACGUUAGAAACAUGAAAGGCAAAUUUGCAAAUAAUUCUUUUGACUGUGUAAUAGAUAAGGGCACUCUAGAUUCAGUUUUGUGUGGAGAAUAUUCAAGAUAAAAUUCAUUUAAGAUGCUUUCUGAAAUAAGUAGGGUGCUUACUUAAGAUGGUGUUUACAUGGUUGUAACAUAUGGUGAAGAAAAGAAAAGACAACAGCUUUUAGAAAAUAAUUCAUGUGGCAUGUUAAAAAAGUAUAUAAAAUUUACAAGCCUAAUGUUCAAUCAAUUUCAGAAAAUUUAUUCGACUAUAAAGAUCCUGAUAAUUAUCAUUACAUUUAUAUAUGCAAGAAAGGAGACUAAGUACUAACCCCUAGAGGAAAGCUAGGAAAUUUGUUUAAAAAUGUUUGAUAAUAUUCUAAAAUUAAAUUAAGUUAAUAUAUAAUUAUUAUGUUCUUGA
Messenger RNA from Tetrahymena thermophila SB210, 768 nucleotides. Its product is annotated as methyltransferase domain protein. NCBI's taxonomy places the organism in Eukaryota, Ciliophora, Oligohymenophorea, Hymenostomatida, Tetrahymenidae. The record is from RefSeq and is a predicted model, not a curated record. The transcript has 7 exons.